AAUAACGUAAUGCGUCAAGAAAGACCGGAAUUGUUUGUCGGAAUACCUGAAAAGAACGUCAGACCUCCGGUCACGAUAAGUCUCGACACACCGUUGACCAAUGUGCUACCCGUAGCUGUUGAAGAGUCUGUUUCUUUAAUGAACGAGAUAACGUUUGAAUUAGAAGCGCUUAGUGGAACCGCACAAAAUGCGUCACAAUCAGGUGAUUCACGGGAAACGGUACGCAAUCACGUGCGUAAUCCCUCGGGUAAAUUAUUUGGUUUGGAGGAACUCUUGAUGGCGGAUCAUAUAUCACCUCUGCCCACAAUCAAAAAGGAGUCGCCUAAUGUUCCGUCUUCAGAGGAACUGAAGAGAAAGGAAUCUUCUGGACCAUUCAAAGGUGGUUCGUUAUUGGAUUAUGACGAAAAGAAUCCUCCCAUCAAACAACAGGAAGUUGAGGUCGUGAAAUUUGCAAAAGGCUCGUUAUUGGCGUCGAGUGAAAGUUUAUUUGAACAAGCCAAAGAACGGGAAAAAAUUCGUCGGGCCAUGGGUGGCGUUGGAAUCAUGAAAGAUUCGAACUCUAGCACAUUGGUUCAAAUGAAUGAAGGCGUUCGUUUCCAUAAGGGAUCCUUAUUGGCGAAGAGCACCGAAUCACCGGAUUACGAGGUCAAUGAAAGGCCGUCACGAUUGAAUAGAAAGCCGUCUAAUGGAACGCUUUUAUCAAUCGAUCUGCCUGUAACAAGUCCGCGUAGCACCUCACCACGAUUCUUGUCCCCCACUGGGAAUGGAAAGCCUUUACUCGAUAUCAAUAUGAAGACGGAAUCACAACAUACGCUAGAAUUAAGAAAUGCGAAUUUCCAACCAUUAUUGAGUUUUGUUCCUGGGGAACAGCCCUCGAAAUCUCCUCGUCUAAAUAAAUCUGAAAGUUCGGAUGUCUCAGAUACGGAGAUCGCAGAAGGCGAGAAUGAAAAUUAA
Messenger RNA from Acaulospora colombiana, 954 nucleotides. Lineage: Eukaryota; Fungi; Glomeromycota; Glomeromycetes; Diversisporales; Acaulosporaceae. The record is from the annotation of a GenBank genome assembly.